AGGACCAAGGUCCCAGCUGAGAGGAGACUGUAACUCAUUGUGAAAAAAUUAAGACCAACAAUCAUUCGGUAGAUUGUUGCUUGAAGGUAUUUUUAUUAACUUUAUUUGUAUUUUAUGACACUUUUAAUUGGCCAGUCAUGGCAUUUCUGAUCUACCUGACUGUUCUGACAACAGCUGUCAUCACACAGGUGACUGCUAGCUGCCCAGCAGAGUGUGAGUGUCCUGCAGAGCCUCCGGUUUGCCCUCCAGGUGUUAGCACUGUGCCAGAUAGAUGUGGGUGCUGCAAGGUGUGUGCUGCACAACUCAAUCAAGACUGCAGUCCCAUCAGGCCUUGCGACCACCACAAAGGCCUGGAGUGUAAUUACGGCAAUGAUGUGACCAUGGCCUGGGGCAUCUGUCGAGCAAAAUCCGAGGGACGCACAUGUGAGUACAACGGCAGGAUCUACCAGAAUGGUGAGAGCUUCCGUGCCGGCUGUAAACACCAGUGUACCUGCAUCGAUGGAGCUGUUGGCUGCGCUCCUCUGUGCAACAACAAGCUGCCCCCUGCUUCACCGUCCUGCCCCUAUCCUCGUCUGGUCUGGAUCCCCGGCCAGUGCUGCUUCAGUGUCGACUGCCAUAAGGGCACUUGGCGGCUUCCUCCAAAGCAUCAGGUGCCUCCGCCACAACAACACCUGCCCAAACCUUGGCACCAUCCUGAGCGGCACCACCCUGAAAAUGAGCUGGUCCUUGCCAACAAGCUUACAGAAGUGAAGUCCAGCAGCUGGGAGGGUGAACAAGGAUACAAACACCUGCCUGCGUUUAACCCCUUGAAGGAGAAGAAGUGUCCGGUCCAGACCACUGACUGGUCCCAGUGCUCCCGCAGCUGUGGGAUGGGCGUUUCCUCACGAAUCACCAACAAGAACCCUCAGUGCAAACUGGAGAGAGAGACGAGGAUCUGCACAGUGCGACCGUGUCACAGCUUACCUGUCCCAGCUAAGAAAGGGAGGACCUGUUCACCAACCCAGAAAUCCAUAGAGCCUGUCCACCUGUCCUAUGGAGAAUGUCUGAGCGUCCGCCUCUACCGGCCAAACUACUGCGGCGUGUGCACGGAUGGACGGUGUUGCUCGCCACGACGCACUCGCACUGUGCCGGUGACCUUUGUGUGUCCGGACGGCGAGCGCUUCCAGAGGCAGGCCAUGUUCAUCCAGUCAUGUAAAUGCAGCGACGACUGCGGCCACCUCAAUGAAGUGGCCCUUCCUCCACAGCACUGGAUGUACGGAGACACGCACAAGUUCAUAGACUAGUACUGAGGAUUGUUUUGACGUGAAUGUGAUGAGGUCAGCUUUCUUAAAGAAGGAGGACACUUCCGAGACGAGGGGCCGAUUUAUUUUUUUCUGGCUCCAAGUGAGUGAAGGCCAAAGGCAGGAAGAACCACCCUGGUAUUAUACACAACCAUAAAGGCAACCCAUAUUGUAUUGUAGUACGUGUGACCAGAGUGGAUUGUACACUUGCCUGCUCCUGUUCAAACUGACGAGGGACCUAAAUUAGAGCCCUGAAACGCCAAGGACUUCCUGCACUCUGAACUAAUUGCUGGUUCAGGUGUCGAGGAUUAUUUCUAGAAAAAAUUUUGAGACCCUCAGAUCCGCCUGAGAGGAGAAACACUACAAAAGCAACAAAGCACUUUAUUUAGCACUGAAACCUGACUGUAACAUGUGAGCAGUGCACAAGAAUCUCCAACAAGAUCGCCUCACCUGCAUCAGUAGAUUUAACUACUGUAAUGACUUCAUUUCCCACAAUGCACUGUGACUUUUUAGCGACAAACAGCAAAAGAACAACUUUUGCGGUUUUAUGUAGAAAACGCCACAUUGUAAUGCAAAAUGUGGACUUUUUCCCCCCAAAAAAUAUACAAAAUGAGCACAGAAUGUUACAAAUAUAAACAAAUACAUCAUAUAUGCCUUUUAUGUGUGUGUACACGCUGCCAUGUACACACAUCAGUGAAUGAGUUUCCUUGUAACAGGAAAAAAAGUAAUUCCUGGACCUGACGAGCAUUCAGCAAGGACUGAACCGAUGCCAACUGAUUUCUUGUUUUUGCAUGAAAUGCAACACAGAAAAAUGUCUUACACAAACCUGUAUUUCUUCAGAAUUUAUGUUGGAUCACAAUGUAUUCUGCAACUACAUUUCUUUAUUUUGAUCCAAUUUUGUAUUAUUGUCACAUUUAUACACUUUUAUGAAUUGACACACUACAGUGUAGCUGUCACAAGUUUUUGCUGGUCCAUCCAUGUGAUAAAACUGGCUUCCAA
Amphiprion ocellaris (clown anemonefish) is the source of this 2279-nucleotide messenger RNA. RefSeq names its product CCN family member 1-like. Gene Ontology annotation, biological process: signal transduction. The record is from RefSeq and is a predicted model, not a curated record. Gene Ontology annotation, cellular component: extracellular region. Gene Ontology annotation, molecular function: protein binding. NCBI's taxonomy places the organism in Eukaryota, Metazoa, Chordata, Actinopteri, Pomacentridae. The transcript has 6 exons. Bases 138 to 1283 code for a protein of 381 amino acids.